AUGAUCACGCACCAAAGCGCUCCAUUGAGCUGCUGGCCCCUCGAGGUCUACGACUACGAGAAGGAGGCAGUCACAGACGAAGCAGUGGGUGGCAUCGAUCUCCAUGCAGGCGCCUGGAUUCACUGCAAAUGGUGUAACACGACGUUACCAACGACCUCUCAUUCACUGAGUCGCUGGAAGACGCACAAGAAGACGAAGACGCACGUGAAAUGCAAGCAAAAGUCCGUCGAGGGCGAGCUCUUCGUGCAGCCUCAGAUCAUCAGUUGCUCCUCUCAGUCUUCAGUCUCAAGCUCUGUGGACCCUCCACAGCUCCUGUCUGGAAGCCAAUUGCCCCUUUUGGACCAGGACUCGCUCCUGUUUGUGCGCCGGCAUCUCUACAAGAACAAACAGCACCAGUCUCGACACGAACGAGACGUCAGCAAUGUUAUCAACGCAAUGACGAGUUUAGUCACGGAUCAACAGAGUGACUUGACGACGCUGCAAGACAAAAUGCUUGACAUGACACAGCAAAUUCAACAGCUGAAAAAAGAGCUGGAAAUGCUUCGGCGGAAGCGAAGUCAGCAGCAGAAUAACGUGCAAGCACGUCCACCGGAAAUAGACGCAUCGACGCCAUAUGCUGCAUUUCAUCGCACACAAUUUGCAAGUCUCGGACGUCCUGAGAACACUCACAAACAAGGAUCUAGAACCAAGCAGACAAGGCCCAGUAGCAGCAGCAAACGAAGCAAGAGGAUGACGAUGGGUAGCAUGUCGGAUAUGGACGAAUUCGAGAAGCGCUUUCAACUUAAAGAACGCUGGUAA
Messenger RNA from Peronospora matthiolae, 798 nucleotides. Lineage: Eukaryota; Oomycota; Peronosporomycetes; Peronosporales; Peronosporaceae. The record is from the annotation of a GenBank genome assembly.